UUUCCCAUCAUUCACAUUUCGUUUCUCUUUAGACAAACAAUGGAUGCCGAAGAGGAAAGAGAGAAGAAAAGAGUCAUCCUUGCAGAUGAUCCUUCCAACAGAGCGAUGGUCCAGAGAGAUCUUCAUCUUCUCCCACGGGAGAUUCUGGUCGAAAUCCUAUCAAGACUCCCGAUCACCUCUCUGAUCCACUUCAAGACCACUUCCCAUGCCGGCUAUGAUUUAAUUGCCGAUCCAAGACUCCCUCCGAGGUUCCGCAACCGGGUAAGCGACUCAAACCCAUAUCUGAUUCUGUUCGGGAAGGAUUCCACUGCCAUCCAGGGACUCUAUUUUGUGGAUAGUGAGGGUUGUAGUAGAAGGGUUAGGAAAAUGGACCCACCACAGCAUUCAGAAGUUUCUAAUCUGGUGGGUUCUUGCAACGGGCUUUUAUGCGUAUCCUAUCCCACAAUCCCCUAUCCCACAUUUAGUGCUUCAGAUGCGACUGACGGUCUGCUAAUUUACAAUCCUUUUGUUGGAGACGCUGUGAGAGUCCAACCAGCGGACAACCCAUUUUUGGCUCUAGUUGAAGUCUUUGGAUUUGGGUUCCAUCCGAGGACAGAAGAAUUCAAAGUGGUCAGGAUUGUGUCCUAUCAGAAGUUCAUAAUGGUAGCAGACCUGGCGCUAGUGGGAGAAUUUGAUGAAGUAUUCGACACCGUUAAUGAAGCAAUGGUUCAGGUGUUUACCGUAGGAACAACAGAGUGGAGAAACAAAGGAGCUUCGCCUCCAGAGCUCGGGGAUUUCGUAAUCACACCACCUCAGGCUCUAGUUGAAGGAUCUCUCCAUUGGGUGGGUGUUGUUGGGACAGGAGGGUUUAGUUAUAUCUUUGCUAUUAUCUCCUUCGAGCUUGCAGAUGAGGUGUUUGAAGAAAUUCCGCACCCUCCUUGUCAACAACUUGUGUCACGUGGCUUCAGUCUUUCCGUGCUCAAUGGGUGUCUAUCGGCAGCUGGGUUGGUUGAUACUUUUGAUAUCUGGGUGAUGAAGCAAUACCGUGUCAAGGAAUCUUGGGUAAAACAGUUCUCCUUUGAUCCCUGUUUUCCUGGUGGAUGGUCAAGCUUCUUAAGUAGAUCUCCCAAAGUUAUAUGUGCACUGAAGAAUGGUGAGAUUAUUUUGCAGGAUAAUGACAGUUCUCUGGUUUCUUAUGAUCCUGUAGAAAACAGAUUCAAGACUCUUCAAAUGAGUGGGUUGCCCGAGCAUUUCCUGGCAAUUCCUUUUCUACCUUCUCUUUUCUCAGCGAAGGCAUCCAUGAAUUUGCAACUUUAACUCUCUCUCUUGAAUCAACUCUUUUUCUGUAAGAAUCUACUACUAGUUUUUAGUUUGUGUUGAAUCAUUGAUCAUCAAUGCAUCAGUUAACAGUUGUGUUAUUUACAUCAUCAUGGAUUACUCUGUUGUAUGGCAAUGAGACCCACCUGACUAUUAUCUGGCCUUUUCAGUUCUGAAGAACGGGGAGAUUGUGUUGGAGUGUAACAAGUGUCAUAAUGCUCCUCUUGGAAUGGUGAUCGAAGAUUUUGCUUCGAGCUGGGUGGGAAGAUUCAUGAGAGUUUUAUGUGUCCUGAAGAACACGAAGAUUGUGUUGGAGUGUAACAAGAAAGAUCUGGUUUCUUAUGAUCCUAAAACUAACAGGUUCGAGGCUCUAAAGAUCAACCGGCUCCCGUAGCAGUUCCAAGCUUUUGCUUUCCAGCAUACUCUGUUCUCAGUAAAGGAAAACCUUUGAA
Molecule: messenger RNA, 1748 nt
Organism: Rubroshorea leprosula
Lineage: Eukaryota; Viridiplantae; Streptophyta; Magnoliopsida; Malvales; Dipterocarpaceae
Source: the annotation of a GenBank genome assembly